AUGCCCCCACAAGAAUCGCCCAUGCCCCCACAAGAAUCGCCCAUGCCCCCAAAAGAAUCACCACCUCAACCUUCACCUUCUUCUGAACAAACCAUUCAUACUGACGAUGAGCAAUCUGUGGUUACAAAACCCGUUAUCAUUAUCGUGGAUGACCAACAUCAAUCAGAAAAAUGCGAAGAAACUGAACAAUCUCAGGAAAUAUGUGAGGAUGUCGUGCAACCUUCGGAAAAAUGUGAAGAAGAAAGUGAACAGCCUCCAGAAGAAUGUGAAGUUGAACAACCUCAGGAAACAUGUGAAGAAGAAAGUGAACAGCCUCCAGAAAAAUGUGAAGUUGAACAACCUCAGGAAACAUGUGAAGAAGUAAGUGAACAGCGUCCAGAAGAAUGUGAAGUUGAACAACCUCCGGAAACAUGUGAAGAAGAAAGUGAACAGCGUCCAGAAGAAUGUGAAGUUGAACAACCUCCGGAAACAUGUGAAGAAGAAAGUGAACAGCCUUCAGAAGAAUGUGAAGUUGAACAACCUCCGGAAACAUGUGAAGAAAGUGAACAAAACCCAGAACCAUGUGAAGAAAGCGAACGACCUCCGGAACCAUAUGAAGAAAAAAAUGAACAACCUCCAAAGAAAUUAGAAGAAGCUAAGCAACUUCCAGAAGAAUGUGAAGAAAUUGAGCAACCUCAGGAUACUGAACAGUAUAUGGAAAAAUACGAACAUAUGCAACCUCCAAAAGCUGAAAAAAAAGAAGAACCAUUUCAAGAAGAAGCACACGAUACAACUCUAAAGGAAGUACGACCAACAUCAGCUCCAAGUGAAACCCUACCAUCAACAACUUGCCCUACUGAAAUUCAAACCGAAGUACCUAUACAAACCCAAAGCGAAGCGCCACCGUCAACAACUUAUCCUACUGAAAUUCAAACCGAAGCAUAUCCACCACAAACUCCGAACGAGGCUCCACUAUCAACAAUUUGCCCUACUGAAAUUCAAACAGAAAUGCAACCGUCACCAACCUCGAACGAAGCGCCACCGUCAACAGCUUACCCUACAGAAAUUCAAACAGAAAUACAACCAGCCCCGAGCGAA
Cetraspora pellucida is the source of this 1077-nucleotide messenger RNA. The record is from the annotation of a GenBank genome assembly. Lineage: Eukaryota; Fungi; Glomeromycota; Glomeromycetes; Diversisporales; Gigasporaceae.